Molecule: messenger RNA, 2039 nt
Organism: Rosa rugosa (rugosa rose)
Lineage: Eukaryota; Viridiplantae; Streptophyta; Magnoliopsida; Rosales; Rosaceae
Product: ubiquitin domain-containing protein DSK2a-like
Exons: 8
Coding region: 156-1757 (533 amino acids)
Biological process (GO): ubiquitin-dependent protein catabolic process
Cellular component (GO): cytosol
Molecular function (GO): polyubiquitin modification-dependent protein binding
Source: RefSeq, a predicted model, not a curated record
CACAGUGAGGCUCUUCUCUCUCUCUUCUCUCUCUCUCUCUCUCUCUCUCCCCUCAAAUCCCUUAUCGGACGUCAAAUCUCACCCUAGGUUUCCACCUCUCUCCCUUCUCCCUCUUCUCCAUCACCUUUUCGCUUUCGACUAACACAUCUCCGACUAUGGGAGGCGGAGCCGACGACGCGUCGACCCAAUCGGACGGCGGAGACGGAGUCAACAUCAACGUCAGAACCCCCAGUGGCUCCAAGUUCGCCGCUCGCAUCAGCCUCGGCGCCACCGUCCGGGCGCUCAAGGAAGCUCUCUCGCCCAAGUGCGACAUUCCGGCUGAUCAGCAGCGCCUGAUUUACAAGGGCCGGAUCUUGAAGGACGAUCAGACUCUCCGGAGCUACGGUUUGGAGGCAGAUCAUGCUGUUCACUUGGUUCGUGGCUUUGCACCAUCUGCUGCAGCCAACACUGCUGGUGCAACCAAUGCUGGAAGUGAAAAUUCUACCCAAGCAAGGGGUUUUGGAUCUAAUGGAGGUGGAGCAUUGGGAGGAUCUGGCAAUGUCAAUGGGAUGGGCAGCACUGGUGGUUUAUUUGGAUCAGGGUUUCCUGACUUGGAACAAGUGCAGCAACAAUUUAGAGACAUAAUGAACAUCCCUCUCUUUGACAAUCUUGCGAAUAGCACUGACAUGAUACAGAACAUGGUUAUGAACAACCCUCAAAUGCGUGAAAUUAUUGAUCGGAAUCCUGAGGUAGGACACGUUCUCAAUGAUCCUGGCACUAUUCGUCAGACACUUGAAGCAGCAAGAAACCCUGAGCUUAUGCGUGAGAUGAUGCGCAACAGCGACAGGGCUAUGAGCAACAUUGAAGCUUCACCUGAGGGAUUUAACAUGCUUAGACGUAUGUAUGAAAAUGUACAAGAGCCAUUACUGAAUGCAUCAACCAUGGCUGGUGAUGCUGGGGGUGAUAGUUCAAAUCCAUUUGCAGCUCUGUUCGUCCCCCAAGGUGAAAACCCAACCAGAACUCAGUCAACUGCUAGUUCUGAUUCAGCAACUAGGCCCCCUGCUCCAAAUACUGUCCCACUUCCCAACCCAUGGUCACCUACAGGCCCAGCUGGAGUUGCCCAAACUAACACGAUGAGGUCGAACCCUCUAGGGGAUGGUAGGCCGCAGACACCAGCUGGCCGUACUGGACUUAGUUUUCCAGAGUUUGAAGCCACGAUGGGUGCAAUGCAGGAUACCGCUUUACUGAAUCAGGCUGUACAAAACCCAGCUGUUUCUCAGCUCAUGCAAAACAUCAUCUCCAGUCCUCAGAAUAUGAGUGAGAAUCUUGGGUCCGACCCCCAGUUACGCAGCAUGCUUGAUUCAAAUUCUUUCUUUAGAGAAAUGAUGCAAAACCCUGAAUUUUUUCGUCAGUUGGCUUCUCCUGAGACUAUGCAGUUAUUCUUGAUUUUGCUACAAUCACUUAUGUUGCUGCUAGGUGACCAACAACAACAAUCAACCCAGGAACCAGGAGAGACAGGACAGACUGGUGGAGACACAGGAUCAGUUGAUAGCACGGGGUUAGAGAUGCUGAUGAACAUGUUUGGUGGGCUUGGCACUGGCAGCCCGGCUGUUCCCAACAGACCAAAUGUGCCACCGGAGGAACUCUAUGCUGCACAGCUUUCACAACUUCAGGAGAUGGGUUUCUUUGAUAGACAAGAGAACAUACGGGCUCUGAUGACCACUGCAGGAAAUGUCCAUGCAGCAGUAGAGCGACUAUUGGGGAAUUCUGGUCGAUAGUUUAGAGUCACGAUUUCUAAUUGUUCCGGUUAUGUCCAGGCCGUGGUUGCCAAGAUUGGUCUUGUUGGAUAAGCUGAUAUUUUGAUAAGACGAACCCUCUAUUAGUGGUGCGAGCUUAUGGUCCUCGGGUUUGGUAUCUCUCAAGAAGUUUGUCAGACCUGAGUGUACAUAGUUGACAAGUAUUAGUUGUAUGCACGGUAUGGCAAAUUGGUUUCCUUGGAGAUUCGUGAAAAUUUGUAAGAACUGCUGGGUAGCUGCGUAAGUUUCAGUUUCUAUUGCAUA